CUCAACAAUUCUAUCAUAUUUUCCUUACACACUCAAAAGAGACAGACACAGAGAAAGAAAGAAAGAAGAAGACAACAACAAACAAUUGGCGCCUUCAAUUUCUUUCUCUGCUCUCCAAUUUUCACACACACAAACAUAUUUAUAUACCUAUUCAUCUUUAAUCAUUCGAUUCCAUGGAAAUGAGAGAGAGAGCUAACAAGGCUUGUGGAAUAGUGUAGAAAUUUCUUUCCCUUCCACAAUAUUGUUCCGAGGUCGAAGAAAUUAAAAACGACGAGGAUCUAUUUCAAUUUCCUUGUCUCGAUUUCAAUUAAUUAUUUCUCAGCUAGCGAAAGAAUAAUGGAUUGCAGCAGCAGAAGCGCCAUAGCCGCCGGAAAUUUGGAUCCGCAGAGGAAAAGGAGCGGCGGUUUGAGAACUAAACAGGCAGGCCGUGGUUCUUGCAGAGGAAGUUAGAUAAACCUGUCCGAAUAUAUAUAUAUAUAUAGAAUUAUAGAUACAGGAAUUGAAUCGAAUGGGGUAUUUGUUGAAAGAGGCUUUGAAGACUCUGUGUGGAGUUAAUCAGUGGGCUUAUGCUGUUUUCUGGAAGAUUGGCUGCCAAAAUCCUAAGCUUUUGAUCUGGGAAGAAUGUUACUACGAAACUGCGUCGUGCUCUGGCCUUAAUCCCAUAAACACUUUGCAAUGCUCGUCGAGUGGUCGAUCUCAGGACAAGGUUCAUUUGCUAGUCGACAAGAUGAUGGUAGACAAUCAUUUUAACGUUGUCGGCGAAGGAUUAGUCGGGCGAGCUGCAUUUACCGGAAAUCAUCACUGGAUCUUAUCGGGAAAUUAUUUCCGCGAACAACAUCCUCCCGAGGUCCUAAAAGACGUAUGUCAGCAAUUCGCCGCCGGGAUGCAGACAAUCUUAGUCGUUCCCGCGCUUCCUCACGGUGUUGUUCAAUUUGGAUCGUUUUCGACAAUAGCAGAGAAUCCGGGAUUUGUGAACGACGUUAGGUCGUUGGUAGUCGAGCUCGGUUACGUAUCCGGAGCGUUGUUAUCCGAAAACUUCACUUCGAACGAACAUAAUACGAGAGUCGGGAUUCCAAUAUCUCUCGUGAAUUCUACGCAUCCGGGAAGCUCGUCGAUAAAGUCUAAUACGAACGAUGAUAUUCCUUUCUAUUCCGAUGGGUUCGACUAUGUUGACCAGACUUCUAUGACGAUCGAUGAUCGGAUUUCAUUGCCCCUGAACCAGUCGAGGAGCGACACGGCGAAACCCAAAGUUAUCCCUUCGAGUUCGGAAAUGUGGAUAAUUCCAAAUAGUUACGCACCCCCUGCGUCGACUAUCGAUGGACAUUCUAGAAGCUCGUCACAGACCGAACAAAAGAUCUUUCCGGAAGCUGGUGCCCUCAGCCACUUCAACCCGGCAUCCCGCGAGCUUAAAGACGUGACCUUCAUUAAAAAUAGCGAUCCGUUUACGCUAGUCGAGUCGAACAUUUGUGGGGAAGAGAUUGAUCGAAUCGCCAUUGCUGCUUGUGAUCUCUCUCACCGUCUCUACGACAAUAGAAAAUCCGGCGUCGAGCUUAAAAGAAAGCUCGGGGGUGAGGAUGAUGAAGUCUACGUCCAACCCGAAUCGAGGGAUGAUUUGUUCGACGUCUUGGGUGUCGAUUUCAAGAACAAGCUAUUCAGUCGUAGCGGGAAUAACUAUUCGAGCGAUGGGUCUCCCCCAUCCGCGCUGCAUUAUUCGGAUCGGAUUACUUCGCCUUCGAAGAGUCAGCUUUCGUCAGAGAUUUACUCAGACAGCGGGAUCUUCUCCUCGUCUGGAGUUGAUGAUCUCUUGGAGGCCGUGGUGACUAAAAUCCCCCCGAUCAUUGACGAUAUUGCUUCUUGCCGGACCGCUAUGACAAGUAACGUCUCGUUUCAUUACAACCAAUUCGGUGUUUCCGAUCCUAUGAAGCAAGAGUUAUUCGAUAUUCCAAAGCGCGUAGGAAAGAUGGGAGAAACGAGUUCUUGCUCGUUGAUAACAAAGGCUUUGAAGGAUGAGUCGAGUAGCUCGAUUUACGGUUCGCAAAUAAGUUCGUGGAUUCAAAAGAAUGAAAAAAUGAAGCCCGAGAAUACUAUGUCGACGGGUCAUUCUAAGAAACCGGAGACGGGAAAAACGAUGACUCGACGGAGGCUUAAACCGGGAGAAAACCCGCGACCUCGACCGAAAGACCGGCAAAUGAUUCAAGACCGUGUAAAGGAGCUAAGGGAGAUUGUCCCGAACGGGGCAAAGUGUAGUAUCGAUUCGUUGUUGGAACGGACGAUCAAACAUAUGCUUUUCUUGCAAAGUGUUGCGAAGCACGCCGACAAGCUAAAGCAAACCGGCGAGUCGAAGAUCAUUUGUAAGGAUGGAGGUUUGCUUAUGAAAGACAACUUUGAAGGCGGAGCAACUUGGGCGUACGAAGUUGGCUCGCAAUCCAUGGUUUGUCCGAUCAUAGUCGAGGAUCUAAACGAGUCGCGUCAAAUGCUUAUUGAGAUGCUUUGUGAAGAGCGAGGUUUGUUUCUAGAAAUAGCUGACAUUAUUCGCGGGCUCGGGCUAACCAUUUUGAAGGGAGUUAUGGAGUCUCGAAACGGAAAGAUUUGGGCGCGCUUUGCAGUCGAGGCGAAUCGCGACGUGACAAGAAUGGAAAUAUUUAUAUCGCUGGUUCGACUAUUGGAACAAAGCUCGAAACAAGAAAACACAUAUCACCAAGCCUCGACUUCUGUUCCUCUUCCCGGCAGAUCGCAAUGAUCAUUCUUGGUUUGGACAUGUUGAGAGCGAGCAAAACGCGAGCCUCGCCGUGACGAGCAUGUCUACCGGAAACUUAUCGAGCUAUUCGACGACUUCACCUAGGAUUCGAAAAGUCAUAGCACUUGUGUUAGAAGUGGUUCAAGAUUGAGGUAUGUAGUUGUCUUGAGGGAUGGCUUUAGGUUCUUCGACUGGAGUUCGAUUUUUUACGAGAAGAGGUAGUAGAUAUGGGAGGAUGUUUGUCGGGAGAAUUGUGAUAAUGAAUGUAUAGUCACGUGAUGAAGAGGGGGAUAUGCAAGAAUUUAGAGAUUGUGUUUUUUCAUGUAUUCGAACUUUCUGGAAAGUAAAAUGUUAAUUAUUGGGACUUAAUUUAUUUUGGCAAUAAAAAUUAGGCUAUUUUCAAAGUA
This is a messenger RNA of Andrographis paniculata, 3144 nucleotides long. RefSeq names its product transcription factor LHW-like. The record is from RefSeq and is a predicted model, not a curated record. Gene Ontology annotation, molecular function: protein dimerization activity; DNA-binding transcription factor activity. Bases 509 to 2740 code for a protein of 743 amino acids. Lineage: Eukaryota; Viridiplantae; Streptophyta; Magnoliopsida; Lamiales; Acanthaceae. Gene Ontology annotation, biological process: regulation of DNA-templated transcription. The transcript has 10 exons.